UUAAUUAAACAAGCAGUACGUCGCUUAGCCAUGGCGUUAAAUCGAUGGUUGUUUAAUUCGCCAGCUCUCACUAUAAAUACCUCCCGUUUCUUCCUUCCAUCUUCAUUCCCUUGCUUGAUUUCUUCUGAUUUCAAUCUUUUAAGAACAAAGAAGGAACAUUCUGUUUCUGACCUUAGAAUUUGGAUAUCUACGUCGAGCCGGCGUUUUUCGGUGAAAGCUUUCAAGAAACGUCAAGCGAAUAAUCUAAACGGAAAAGAAUUUGAAUUAGAGUUAGAAACUAAAGAAAUGACGAUCAAACCGGCGGUACGGAUCUCUGACCAGAAGCUCAUCGUGAAAGACCGGACGAUCUUGACGGGAGUACCGGAUAAUGUUAUCGCAACAUCCGGUUCGUCGUCCGGACCGGUGGAAGGGGUGUUUCUUGGGGCGGUUUUCGAGGAGGAGCAGAGCCGGCAGGUGGUUCCGUUGGGAACCUUGCGGGAUGUAAGGUUCAUGGCGUGUUUUCGGUUCAAGUUAUGGUGGAUGGCUCAAAAGAUGGGCGAUAAAGGGAAGGAAAUUCCGUUAGAGACGCAGUUUCUGUUAUUGGAGACGAAGGAUGGGUCCCACUUGGAAUCGGACGGUGGAAAUGAAGAGAAUCAGAUCAUAUACACAGUGUUUCUUCCUCUGAUUGAAGGAUCAUUCCGAGCUUGUCUUCAAGGCAACGGACAAGACGAGCUCGAGCUUUGCUUAGAAAGUGGCGAUGUUAACACAAAAGCGUCGUCGUUUACGCACUCUUUGUUCAUCCAUGCCGGAACAGAUCCGUUCGACGCAAUCUCCGAUGCGAUGAAAGCUGUUAAACUCCAUCUCAACACCUUCCGAUUACGACAAGAGAAGAAACUUCCUGCAAUUGUUGACUAUUUUGGAUGGUGUACAUGGGACGCCUUCUACCAGGAGGUUACUCAAGACGGCGUCGAGGCCGGACUGGAGUCUCUCGCUGCUGGUGGAGCGCCGCCGAAGUUUGUGAUAAUCGACGACGGAUGGCAAUCGACUGCUGGCGAUCCACAGGAGGAGAACGGGGAACAACCGAAGCAGCCGCCAUUGCAGAGGCUGACAGGGAUCAGAGAGAAUUCGAAGUUCCAGAAGAAGGAAGAUCCAACAGAAGGGAUCAAGAACAUCGUGAACAUCGCGAAAAACAAGUACGGAUUGAAGUUUGUGUAUGUAUGGCAUGCGAUUACUGGAUAUUGGGGAGGACUUCGAACUGGUGUGAAGGAUAUGGAGGAAUACGGAUCGGCGAUGCAGUAUCCAAAGGUAUCUAAAGGCGUUUUUGAGAAUGAACCGAUAUGGAAGAACGACGCGUUGGCUUUGCAAGGAUUAGGGCUAAUGAACCCCAAGAACGUUUACAAAUUUUACAAUGAACUUCACAGUUACCUCGCCUCCGCCGGAAUCGACGGAGUCAAAGUGGACGCACAGAGCAUAUUGGAGACUCUCGGCGCCGGGUUCGGUGGCCGAGUUGAGUUGACUCGGCAAUAUCACCAGGCUUUGGAUGCGUCAGUGGCUAGAAAUUUUCCAGAUAACGGUAUUAUUGCUUGUAUGAGCCAUCAUACAGAUGCUAUAUAUUGUGCGAAACAGACGGCGGUUGUGAGAGCUUCCGAUGACUUCUAUCCGAGAGAUCCGGUGUCGCAUACGAUUCACAUAGCAGCAGUGGCUUACAAUAGCGUUUUUCUUGGAGAGAUUAUGCAGCCUGAUUGGGAUAUGUUCCAUUCCCUUCAUUCUGCCGCCGAGUACCACGCUUCCGCCAGGGCGAUUAGUGGUGGCCCUGUUUAUGUCAGUGAUGCUCCGGGGAAGCAUAACUUCGAGCUUCUGAAGAAAUUAGUGCUACCCGACGGCUCAGUGCUUAGAGCAAGCUUGCCUGGACGGCCAACACGGGACUGUUUAUUCUCAGAUCCAGCACGAGAUGGAGUUAGCUUGCUUAAGAUAUGGAAUUUGAACAAAUUCACCGGCGUCAUCGGCAUCUACAAUUGCCAAGGCGCCGCCUGGAACAGCCAAGAAAGAAAGAACACCUUCCACGACACCAAUUCCGACGCCAUCACCGGCUACGUCAAAGGACGUGAUGUUCACGCCAUUUCUGAAGUCGCGACGGAUCCCGAUUGGAAUGGUGACUGCGCCUUUUACCGCCAUUGCUCCGGUGACCUCAUCACUCUUCCAUACAACUCAGCCCUUCCCGUUUCUCUUAAAGUCCUUGACUUCGACGUCUUCACCAUUACUCCGAUCAAAGUUUUGGCCCCUGGCUUCAGCUUCGCUCCCCUCGGACUCAUCGACAUGUACAAUGCCGGCGGGGCAAUCGAAGGCUUGAAAUACGAAGUGAAAGAUGGGGCUGAACUUGUGGAGGCUGAUGGCGUAUCUGAAGGAAAUGAGGUUGUCGGAGGGCGGCCGGAGAAUCGCAGCUCCGAGUUGGUUGGAAUUGUUCACUUGGAAGUGAAAGGGUGUGGGAGGUUUGGAGCGUACUCGUCGGCGAAACCACGACGGUGCACGGUGGAUUCAAGUGUUGUAGAAUUUGGUUAUGAUUCUGAGUCCGGUUUGGUUACUUUGGGAAUAGACAAAUUGCCUGAAGGCGAUCUUAAAGUUCACGACGUUAAAAUUGAGUUAUGAAUUUUAUGGAUGUAUUGUUUUGUUACCGAUCGUAUAAUUAGCUGCCGGUUAUAGACAAAUUCUCCCUUUGUUUUGGGAAAAGAAUCUUGUAAUAUUUUGUGUUGAUUGGAAUUUAAAUAAAAUUUUACCUUAUUAAUCAGGUGCAAA
Benincasa hispida (wax gourd) is the source of this 2772-nucleotide messenger RNA. RefSeq names its product Raffinose synthase family protein (gene DIN10). The record is from RefSeq and is a predicted model, not a curated record. Lineage: Eukaryota; Viridiplantae; Streptophyta; Magnoliopsida; Cucurbitales; Cucurbitaceae.